This is a messenger RNA of Phoenix dactylifera (date palm), 1172 nucleotides long. RefSeq names its product putative BOI-related E3 ubiquitin-protein ligase 3. Lineage: Eukaryota; Viridiplantae; Streptophyta; Magnoliopsida; Arecales; Arecaceae. Gene Ontology annotation, molecular function: ubiquitin-protein transferase activity. The record is from RefSeq and is a predicted model, not a curated record.
CGCCGCUACUCCGAUUCUAUUUAAGACCCUCUGUCCUCUUUUUCCUGCCCCUUUCCUCCCCGGCCUCAUGGCCGCCCUUCCUCAUCACCGCCUCGCCCAGCAGCAGCGACAACAGCUGUUUUUCAGGAAUUAUGUGGGCCCCGACGGCCAGAUCGCCCUCUUCAACCGCUCCGACGAAUCCCGUCCCAGCUUAUUUGAUGUGAUGGGUGCUGCGCCUGGCGACGGGGGAUCGAAGGGGUGGGAGCCGAGGGCCAAGCGGCCGAAGGAGCAGGAUUUCCUCCCGAUGGCCAGCUCCCACAUGAUGGCCGUCGAUUUCCUGGGCACCCUCCCGGUGUCCACCGGUCUCGGGCUUUCGAUGGACGACGGGGGCGCGGUGGCCACCGCCGCCGCCUCCUCCUCCUCCGGCGACUCGCCCCUCUUCGUCCACCGCCUUCCGGCAAUUGAUGACGAGAUCGGCCAUGAACUCCUGAGGCAGGAAGCCGAGAUAGAUCGCUUUGUCGGAGUCCAGGGCGAACAAAUGAGGCAAGCAAUAUUGCAGAAGUUCCAACUGAAACAGCUACAGACAUUGAUGGCUAUCAAAGAUAAGAUCCUCCAUAAGAUCCAGGAGAAAGAAGCAGAAGUAGAGGAGAUCAAUAAGAAGAACGUGGAGCUUGAGGAACAAAUGAAACAGCUGUGUGGUGAAGUGGAGACAUGGCAGCAACGAGCCAAGUACAAUGACAACAUGAUCGUUUCCCUCAAAUUCCAUCUUCAACAAGUGCUUGCUCAGGGCAGGGACAGCAGGGAAGGGUGUGGUGAUAGUGAGGUAGAUGAUGCAGCCUCUUUCUGCAAGGGUGGGGAUGCCAAUUUCCAGCUCUUGGGCAAAGAGAAAAAGGGCAUGAAAGUUAUGCUGACUUGUAAGUUUUGCCAAGUCAACGAAGUCUGUAUGCUUUUGUUGCCAUGCCGACAUCUCUGCCUAUGCAAGGAAUGUGACAGUAAACUCGGCUUUUGUCCUCUAUGUCAGUCCUCAAAGUUUAUCGGCAUGGAGAUCUAUAUGUAAUGAAACAGUGGGUAUCAUGCAAAGUCUCUAGUUCCUCAAACCUCUCUAUGCUUGAUUUUUGUUACCACUUGUGCAUAACCAUCAAAAAUUUCAUGGAGAAUGAAGUGUCAAAUAGAGAGAGCAUUUUGCUGUCCUA